Messenger RNA from Penaeus monodon (black tiger shrimp), 6026 nucleotides. Its product is annotated as Ig-like and fibronectin type-III domain-containing protein 1. Lineage: Eukaryota; Metazoa; Arthropoda; Malacostraca; Decapoda; Penaeidae. Gene Ontology annotation, biological process: cell-cell adhesion. The record is from RefSeq and is a predicted model, not a curated record. Gene Ontology annotation, molecular function: protein binding.
CCCGCGCGUUGGGCGUCACACUGCUGGGGCUCUGCAGACUUCCUGGCUCUAGUGCCUCGCUCCCUCGCUCCUUGUGCUGUUGUCGGCGGCAGUGGUGGGGAACCUGUGGCUGUGGGGACACUCUGGUCUCUGCCGCGGUGGUGUGCAGUGUGUGCUGGCGUUGCUCCCGUACGGUCUUUAGGAUUUAAACAGUGGCGGAAAAGAAAAAGAAAAGUUUGGUUUACUUAAUAUCACGUGGAUUUCCCAUCACGUCUGGAGGUGUGAAUAUCCAGAUGAUGAAAUAAAGAACGAAGUUUGAUACUAAAAUCCAACGCAACACCGCCCUUAUAAGGUUCAGGAUGGGCCACCUGGAGACCGCACUUCCACGCCUCCCGCUUCUCCUGGUGGCGUGCCUGCUGCUCCUCCAGUCCUGCGCAGCCGCCGCCGAGGACAAGCCGUUCAUCCGCAAGACGACCACGGCGCCCCGGGAGUUCCGCGAGGGCGAGGACGUCCUGCUCACGUGUGUGGUGACCAACCUCGGCAACCACACCGUCUGGUGGAGUCGCCGCGAGAACGGUGAGAGGAAGAAGAUCCUCACCAUCGCCGACCGCAGCAUCACCUACGAUAACCGGAUCUCCGUGCUGCAUGACCGUGCUCCCACCUACAACUCUUCAAUCUUCACUCAAGGUGGCGACGUGUGGGUCUUGGUGAUCAAGUCAGUUCAGCUUGAUGACGCAGGAGUUUACAUGUGUGAGGUUAACUCCAACCCCAUUCUGACCUCGCAUUACGUCAUAUCCGUUAAGCCGAGCAACUCCUCGGAGCCGCAGGAAAUCGCACUCAGGUCCAACCACAACUACACCCAGUGCUGCCAAGAUAACGGGGUGAUGUCCAAGUGCCUUGGCUUCUGUGCCAUCCACAACAUCCUGGAAGGCACCAGCGGCAUAGAGCCCGAAGCGUGUGAGAGUUACUUCCCAGCUAUCGUUCGCUGUAUGGCAGAUAUGCGCAACCACGUGCCAUGCUGCGAGAAGGAGCGCGUGCCGGACCUGUGCCAGGACCUCUGCCGGGGAGACUACACUAUCCAGGAGGACAAUAUCAAGAAGCACUUUUCCUGCACUGCUUACACGGAGGUCACGCUCAUGUGCAUCUCAGAAGGAGUAGAAAUCCUUCCAAAGGCCCCAGAGUCGCCAAGUGUGACCGUGCUCGGCCCCAACACUAUGAAGGUGCAGUGGAGUCCCCCUAACCCCGGAUCCCCGGCGCCAGAGCACUACGUCGUCAACAUCACCACCAUCACGAAGUUCGACCCCCCCGUUGACAUCGCUGGAGCUCUAGCCUCGGGCGACGGCGACCUGGACAAACACGAUGACCUCAAUUAUCUUCCUAAACAGAGGCAUCUGAAGGUCUCAGCCAACCGCACCGAGGUCGUGGUGAGGAACCUGUCCCCGCUGACCUGGUACGAGGUCUCCGUCAUCUCCCAGAACCGCCACGGGUCGUCGCUCGUGCCCUACAGCCUGCGCGCCCUCACCAAAGCCCAGGAGGCGAACAAAACGGAGAUCGUUAACCCCGAACUGCCUGAUAUCAUAGGAUGUUGCAAUGAUAAAGGAGUCAAGCAUUACAGAUGCAUCAAGAACCUGUGUGACCCGAACACCCGCUACAUCACCGAGCCCGACAUGAUUGUGUGCGCGCCGUGGGCUGCCGAGACCUUCUCCUGCCUCGCCAACGACAUCGACCACUCCGACUGCUGCGUGGAGAGGGGGCUGCCACCCCUCUGCGUCGAACUCUGCUCGGGGAAUGUCACGAAGAUCGACUACAAGUAUUUCAAGUGCGUCGACUACUUCACGGACUACCGGAGCUGCCUCAUGAGGGGCUACAACGUGCUCCCCGGGGCGCCCACGGGCAUCAGCGUCACCAACAUCAACCCGACCUUCGCUCUGCUCCACUGGCGGCCGUCGGAGGUCCACGCCGACUCCAUCAGCGCCUACCACGCGUUCUUCCGGCCCAUCCAGGGGGGCCGCGGGUGCAAGAGCGACUGGUUCAUGGACAACAUAGAGCUGGCCUACCGAGGCGUCUACACGGACAGUCCUCCGUACGUGCUGGAGCACCUCUGUCCAGAGACCCAGUACGAGGUGUACGUGCAAGCAGUCAACACGUACGGCACGAGCGAUUCGUCCACGCGGGUGCUGUUCCGGACGCCGUCGGUGCAGCAGGAGAAGCGGCUGCAGGACAACACCUAUAACAUCACCAAGUGCUGCCAGAACGUCAACAUCAGCCCCGGGUGCAUGCCGCUUUGCGACUACAACGCCCGCAUGUCGCACGUGCGCGCCCUCGCCUCCAUCUGCGCCGGCGAGCUGAGCAGCCUCCUGCGCUGCGGAGUCGGCGGCCGCAACCACCGGCCCUGCUGCAGGCGGCGCGGCGUCCCCGCCUCCUGCCUCAGCGUGUGCUCCGGCUCCUUUACGUCCGACCGCGCCACGCCCGCGCUCUGCAUGCCCUACAUUGGCAACAUCAUGAUGUGCCUCGAGGAAGGCGUGGGCGUCCUGCCCGGCCCCGUGACGGACCUGCACGCUACGAAGGUGACAAACGGCUCCGUCACCCUGGUGUGGCAGCCCCCCAAGGAGAACGUGACGGUCGACGCCUAUCAGAUCCAGUACCAGAGUGUGGACAAGCACUCUGCCUCCAAGGUCAUCUUUAAUCUGAAUAACACCAUCAACGUGACCAACACAGCAGUGACGCUGACCAACCUCACGGCCGGCAGACUCUACAACAUCUUCGUGAUCUCCCUGAACGAGGAGGGCAAGUCGCUGCCUUCGUCCGUGCUCACCAUCAACGCCACCGACGGCGCGCACUCGGGGGGCGUCGUGGUGGGCGUUCCGUCGGCGCCGCACAGCCUCGUCCUCGACAGCAAGACGGCCACGUCGCUCACGAUCGUCUGGCAGCCGCCGGAGCUCGCGUACAAGUUGCAUUUCCGUGCCCUGGGUUCUCCUGACGAAGCAGACAUCUACAACGCAACGAUGACGGGGGCGACUGCCAAGCGCCUCGAGGACCUCACGCCCAACACGCAGUACGUCCUCUACGUCACGGCCAUGAACGGCUUCGGGGAUAGUCGGCCUUCUGAGACGCUCCUGGCCUGGACGGACCCUGCUUACCCCGCGUUCGUAGAGACUCCGACCGUUCACCCUAUCAACCUGAUCGUGGAAGGCGGCACCAUGACUGUGCUGUGCAUUGCCAUGGGAUCUCCUCCUCCCACUGUGUCCCUCUAUAUCUCCGGCGUAUUAAUUCACCAGGAUGUGACGCGCCAUAUGGUGACUGUGGUGCACAAUGUGACACGCGACAUGACAGAGAUCUCUUGUUACGCCGACAAUGGCUACGGGACUCCGAUGCAGACUUCCAGAACCAUCACCAUCUCACGUCGUCCCCAAGUGACAGCCCAGGAGACUGUGCAGGUCGUGACAGGUCGUUCAGUCACAUUAGAGUGCACGGUGGACGCUUGGCCCGUGCCUUCACUCGUGUGGUGGAGAGACCCUGACGGGAGAGUGCCUGUCAUCCACGGCGGAAACUACGCGAUUAACAAAAUAGACGACUUCCAGGGCGAGGGCACGUACCUCAUGCAGCUCACUAUUCGCUCCUUCAACCAGUCCGAGGGAGACCGUUAUUACUGCCACGCCAGCAACGCUUUCGGCACGUUCACGCAGACCAUCAAGCUGGAGAUGGCAAAGCCCCUCAACAUACAGAUUGAAGUGUCCGAGUGCUGUCGGGUGAGCAAUGUGUCCGACACCUGCAUGGACGCCUGUUCCUUCGACGAGCUUGACUUCGACCGUGUCAUGAACCGAGAGGAGUGCAUCCCCGACUUCGGGAAACUCAUGAAAUGUGCUGCAGACGGGUCCGACCACCGCAGCUGCUGCAGCCAGAAGGGCGUCCCGACGCAGUGCCUGGAUUGGUGCCGCGGCGAACCCGUUGCCAGUAACCACCUGUGCCAGCUGCAGUGGGCGCCCCUCAUCUUCGCCUGCUUUAAUGAGGGACAAGACGAGCUCCCCGGCCCGCCGCUUCACGUCCAGAUCGUGAGUGUCUCCUCCUCCACGGCCAGAGUCACUUGGGAACCGCCUGUCAAAAACCCAGACACCGUUGAAUUAUACAGGGUGUUCUGGCGACCACUUGGACAACGAGCCGCGCGCAAGAACGACACUUCCCAGACGGACAUCACGAUCGCGGGGCUGAACGAGGGCACGAUCUACGAGAUCGCAGUCAAGGCCGGCAACCACAAGGGCACAUCCAUUCUCACGCCGACCCUCACCUUCACCCACCGCGUCAUGUACGUCACUUCCGCCUCGACUCACGGUUCGAGCGUGGCUGUGGCCGUGGGCGUCGUGAUAGCGGUGGUGCUGCUGUGUGUGUGUGUGGUCGUUGGCAUCUUCUGGGCGCGCAAGAACAAGCUGCUUUUCACCAAAUCCGCGUCCAACGGAGGAAUCUCCUUCGAAAACCCAUCUUAUAUUCGGGAACAAAAUGGAGACACUGUGCAGAUCGCCGAGACCCCCAACGGCAGCCUGAACGGCAACAUCACCUCCGGGAUGAACGGCGGCGUGAACGGCGGCGUGAACGGCGGCAUGAACGGCGGCAUCUCCCCCACUGACGUCUCGGGCGGCGUUUGGAACACCCAUAACGUUACGUCAUCGACCCCCGGCUUCGAGGACGACCUGCCGAGUAACGGAGGCUACAGGAGGUUUAAUAGCUAGUAACAUUUAGGUCGAAGGGCGGCGUCGCGCCUCUUAAGGUUGUAAUAUGUCUCGUUUUUGCUUUUUUAUCUCGACAUUGAAACUGAUAAAAGAAUAUAUAUAUUUUCGACGAUUAAGGAAAGUCUAAGACGGCUCCGACACAAAACAAGAAAAAUAGAAAAGUAUAUAUAUAAUUUGUUAGUGAAACAGGACCAACAUAUAGUUGUUCAUGUAUACAUAUAUCUUUCUGAUAAAUAGCUUUCCGUUUUUUCCUAAUGUAAGGUGUAGAAUCAAAAUGUUAUCUAAGAAUCGAGUGACAGUUAAGGGCGUGCGAGAUGCAGUGCCCUGGACAUUUUCACCUCCUCAAGAAAAGCUGUCAGAACUUUUACUUUAAACUUUAACGGGAUGACCUGUUCACUGGACCGAGCGCACGAAAACAUAUCAAAACGAAUCGAGUGAUCAUUUCGAUGGCUGUCCGAAUAUGAUGUUUUGAAGGGAAAAGGCAACGUAAAUUAUCCGGUUCAUCUGUGCAAGGGAGGAAACAUACUCAGCAGACUAGAAAAGUGGAAAGCGAGACAAUCAGUAUUAGCAAACACGGGAGUGAGAGAAGCGAUACACGCCAGUGAUUCGAGUUCAAGUAUCUGCAAGCGAAAGGAAAAGGAAUAUUGGCGAAAGUGUGAAAAUUGUGAAAUUGGAAAUAAGUGAGUUUGAAACAGAGUAAAGAUGGAUAUGUUGAAAUGCGGUGUGAGAAAAAAAAUAAGAGAGAAAAUAGUGAAAUAUGAAUAACAAUCCUCUUUGCAGUGCCUAUACCACCAAUGAAAUACCAGCCAGAUAUUAAAAAUUAAAGGAUAUUCUCGAGAAAUGAUAUUACGUAAAUGUGGAAUAUAGCACCUAGUUUUGUGAGUGUUUGUUUGUCUAUCAUAAAGUAAAACCGGUGACUCUUUCAGAUAUGUUUUGCAGGAGCAUAAUAAGAAAAAAAAAGGUGAAUGUUGCGUGGGAUAGUUUAAGUGUUAUUCUAACUCUCUUGUCAGUGCCUUCAAAAAGACAUUGACUGCCCUCACCUGUACGGCACACAUUGCGGAAAGGAGGAAGCGCAUUUUUGUUGCGCAUUUGCGUGAAACAUUGCUUGAUUUCAUCAUCCAAAAUUAUCUAUUUAUAUGUCAUGUAUAUCGGAGGCUCCUCGACUCAAAUACCGCUCAAUAUGAGUGACUGCAAAGCGGAUCAGAUGCAAAUUGUGGUUCUUAACUUCCGCAAUGGUAUAGCUAGCUCUUAGUGAUUUGGGGGUUACAUAUUAUGUUAUUUCUCCACUAAAACAUUUGCAUUUCAGAACAAAUUUAAAGUUGU